Molecule: messenger RNA, 2623 nt
Organism: Sinocyclocheilus grahami
Lineage: Eukaryota; Metazoa; Chordata; Actinopteri; Cypriniformes; Cyprinidae
Exons: 8
Coding region: 472-1995 (507 amino acids)
Molecular function (GO): protein binding
Source: RefSeq, a predicted model, not a curated record
AUCGUUGUCUAUUGUGUAACGAUAAAUGUCAUGAGUUUUUUGUGGAUUUAUGUGAUGUUUUUUUAUUAAUCUUAUUUUCCAUUUUUUCUGUAAAGUUGGUAGGGCGUAUUGUGUAAGUGUGAGUGUGUCUAUGGAGCUCUAAAAGCAGGAGGAGGUAAGAAGCUUUGAGUGGCAGGCGGUCCUAUGGAAGUGCUCGCCUAGAGAGGCCGGCCCCUCGCAGGAUUAACUGGGAUAGAAAAGGAUUACAAUCUGAGUUUCCAGAGACAUUUUAUAGUAAAAUAACAUGCAUGUUGUCAGGCCAGAAGCAGAAGAUCAUCUUAAUAUAAAGCUAAACUGACAAGAUGCUCCACAGCUACCUGGUCUAAACGCAGGAUGAAGAAGCCUCAGUGUGGUUUGGAGGAAAACAGUGGCAGGAGUGUAAGAAGGAUUGCAGUGAUCUGAUGAACAGAGAAAUUUGUCCUGCGGCAAUCAAUGGAGGAGGAUCCCGUGAUGCAACCUGGACAUGAUGACAAUGAUGUAGGUUUGGCUCAGAUCUUGACAGAAGUGGUAGAGGAAGUGAGACUGUCCAUAGACAGAGACAUUAACGGUGCCGAUCUUCUGUACAGUCUCCUUAGUGCUCCUUGGCUUUACUCUCUUCUCAGGGUAUAUGAGUGUCUGGUGCAGCACAGUGGAGAUGCCCCAAACCCAUACCUGUCUUAUUCCUCGAGACUAUCUCAGGAGAUUAUGGCCAGUGUGCGAGGACUGGCUGCUCCCUCCUCUGAAGCACAAGAACUUUAUAUUCUGCUGAAAUGCCCUCAUAUGCAGGCUUUGCUCUCUGCUCAUGAUUCUGUGGCCCAGAGGGACUACGGUCCAGUGCUGCCGCCUCUUCCUGACAAACUGCCUGACAAUGAAGAGGCCAUAAGGAUUGUUUGCCUUGUGAAGAAUAAACAGCCUCUGUGUGUCAAAGAGGGGAAGCCCAGUUACUGGAACAGCCUUAGGCGACUCACAGUGGAGAAACUGGCUUUAGCCAGGCGUUUUGGCUCAGGGGAACAGAGUCUUCUGGGGUCUGCAGGCGUUCUGUCAUCUUCCACUGGUCUGCUGUCCUCAGAACAGCCACACUCACUGCCCAGGUAUCAGUCUACUGCGAGCUGCAACCUGGGCUGCCAAACUGCCCAUCUCACGGGAGGAAGUCUGAACCUCUCAGCUCCGACUGUUUAUGACUCUGUGGUUAUGGAGAACUGUGCCGGUGGUGUAAAAACCAUAAUCGAAGAUCAACACCGUACAUGCACAGCUUGCAGCACCUCAUCUCUAGCCUACCCACGCUCAUACUGCCCUCGUGGAUGUGGCCCCCAUUCCCAGACAGCCCCCUCCAGCCCUCUGCUUCAACGGCACCACACUAUAGGUGCCACCUGCUCUUCUCAUCCAGCUCUGGUGUUCACGAAGCAACACAGCCUGGAUGAGCUGAGGUCAGCUGUCCAUACCGUUGCCAGUAGUAUGGACCAGAGCAUCAGCGAAGCUCAAGAUCUCAGGCAGAAGAUGGUAGAGGUAACAGAGAGAAUGACGGACAGUGUGGAGGAAAACGCCAAGGCAUUGAGUCUGUUGGUGGAAGUGGUGGACAAACUGCAGGGUCUUAUUAUUGCCAGCAAGUCUCCAGAAGUGACUUGCAGACCCCAACACGUCUCAAAAACGGCAAACGGGCCCAACUUGCCUGGCCAGCUGAUUGCACCAGCCAACGCUCCUUGUGUUUCAUCCUCCUCCUCAUCAUCUUCAUCCUCAACUGCAUCGCCGUUUUCCUCCUUUUCUCUAAACUGUAACACGAAUGUUCCUUAUGUAGCACCACACUGCAACCCCUGCAAGUCUUCAUCAUGCCAGACCGGAAACAGGUCUGUAACACCAGGAAGUAAAACUGGACAGACUUCCCUAUCAAAUGGUUUGACGGCCUCCAUUCCUAAUGAUGACUGUAAUACAAUACUGUGCCUCUCUAGCAAGAAGAAAAAGUCAAAGAUGAGGAAAUAAGAGUGACUGUGUUCCCACUUCUCUCUCUUCACUUUACUCUUUGCUGAAAUUGCUGGUUUUGAUUUUACCGAAUGCUGCGAUGUUCUCUACAAUGGAACUAUCCAACAAGCAGGCAAUUACUUGUUCUUUUUCUUUAUUGUAUCUCUUGUUCAUCCCAACCACACUCAAGAUUCAUGGAACAUUUCAUUUGAUUGCUGCUUGUCAACAUUGUUCAAAAGUAAAACGUUUCCUUGCAUUCAAAUAAAAACACUUCAUUCAACAUUCUACAUUCUUCAUCUGAAGCUCCUUUCAUCAACCCUAUGUGUCUUUCCCAUAAGUUCCUCUUUGACCUUUGUCACACUUUUAGUUUAGGUCAAGUCAGGCAUGUUGACUGGAUUUCACAAUAUUAUUACCACAGUUUCCGCCCUCCUAAAAAUUUCAUCAAAACGUGAUCUCCAUUGCACCCACAGCCUCCCUCCACUCAUGUGCAGCAGUAAGAUCGUCUGUGGGACUUACCAUGUUACGCCUGUUGUAAUGGACAACCAACUAGUUGACCAUUUUUGUCUGUUUUCCCAUUUUCAGGAGGCAACUAUUAGGAAGAAUGAAAAAACAGGGAAUAUUUUUAUUUCAAGGGUGAUACAUGGAGGAC